This is a messenger RNA of Piliocolobus tephrosceles (Ugandan red Colobus), 602 nucleotides long. RefSeq lists its product as uncharacterized. Bases 24 to 494 code for a protein of 156 amino acids. NCBI's taxonomy places the organism in Eukaryota, Metazoa, Chordata, Mammalia, Primates, Cercopithecidae. The record is from RefSeq and is a predicted model, not a curated record. The transcript is spliced from 2 exons.
AGACGCCACCACCUGAGGCGGGGAUGCUGCCCGGCCCAAAAUCUCCCGUCCGCUCGCCCCAUCUUUCUCCGGGCUUUUUCCACCGGGCUCAAGCCCUAGAAGGGAGGGGGUGCAUGGGAGAGAAAAAGGCAGGGAUUCCGAGAGGCGAGCGGCCCCCUUCCGCCCACGCAAGGCCUCCCCCGCAACCUGCUGCCCAGCGACUGCAGCCUCGGCCCCCUCGGCUCCCGGGCGGGCCGCGUCCACUUCUCCGCUACAGCCAGGAGCAAGGCCACCGAGGGGGGGGCGGGGCGAGUCCCCGUCGCCCGCUCACCUGCCGGGGCCGCGGGCGCCGACGCUGCGGUUGCUGGCCGGUCGCCUUUACCCGCGUCCACGCAAGCCACCUGCGCCACCAGCUGCCGCAGAGGCGUCUCAACGGCCCGGAAUCGCAACCGCGCCGCCGCUGCCGCCGCCGUAGCUGCGCUGCUCCCGCGCGGCUCCCGCUCGGCGCCCGCUAGCACGAGGGCGCGACCACCUGCUUACCGAGAGAGGGGGGAUGAUGCAGCACCCGGCGAAGGAGAGAUGGGGUUUUACCACAUUGGCCAGACUGGUCUCGAACCCCUGAC